CUCUCUCUCUGGUCUCUCUCUUUCUGUCUAUCUCUGUCUCUUUCUGAUCAGUGUCUCUCUUCUUCAUCCAUACUUGCUUUGUGCUUCUGCUGCUGCAACAUGCUGCUAAAACAAGCAGGACUUUUUGCAUGGCGGUUGUGUGCCAUUUUUCUGGCUUUGAUCAGCAUCGUAACUGCAGAAGAUCCUUACAGGUUCUUCAACUGGAAUGUUACCUAUGGAGAUAUAUAUCCCCUCGGCGUUCGUCAACAGGGAAUUCUUAUAAAUGGCCAGUUUCCGGGGCCCGAGAUAUACGCUGUUACCAAUGACAACUUGAUCAUAAAUGUGCACAACAGUUUGCCAGAACCUUUCCUCUUAUCAUGGAAUGGGGUUCAGCAAAGGAAGAAUUCUUACCAAGAUGGAGUGUAUGGAACCACAUGCCCCAUCCCUCCAGGCAAGAACUUCACUUACACACUACAGAUGAAAGAUCAGAUCGGCAGCUUCUUCUACUUCCCAUCACUUGCAUUCCACAAGGCAGCUGGUGGUUUUGGAGCCAUCAAAGUCCUCAGCAGGCCUAGAAUUCCCGUCCCAUUCCCGGAACCCGCUGGAGAUUACUCUCUUCUCAUUGGAGAUUGGUACAAGACUAAUCACACGAAAUUGAAGGCUAUCUUAGACCGUGGUCAUAGGCUUCCUUUCCCUGAUGGUAUUCUAAUCAAUGGUCAGGGACCAAAUGGUACAUCUUUCACUGUUGAACAAGGAAAAACAUACAGACUCAGGAUAUCGAAUGUGGGUCUUCAACAUUCACUCAACUUCAGAAUUCAGGGCCACAAGAUGAAACUUGUUGAAGUUGAGGGCACCCACACUAUCCAAACCACCUAUUCAGAGCUUGACAUCCAUGCCGGUCAAUCUUACUCAGUCCUAAUCACAGCAGAUCAGCCAGCUCAGGACUACUUCGUUGCAGUCUCAACCCGGUUCACCAAACCAGUACUCACUACUACAGCCACCCUUCACUACAGCAACUCCAAACGUCCAGUUUCUGGCCCAAUUCCCGGUGGACCAACCACCGAAAUUGAUUGGUCUCUUAAUCAGGCUCGUUCAAUCAGGACUAACCUUACUGCAAGUGGACCAAGACCAAACCCACAGGGCUCAUACCACUAUGGUCUAAUCAACAUAACAAGGAGUAUCAAGCUAGAGAGCUCUGCUGCUCAAGUUAAUAACAAGCAAAGAUAUGCAGUCAAUAGCGUAUCUUUUGUCCCUGCUGACACACCGCUCAAGAUUGCAGACUACUUCGACAUUGAUGGUGUUUUUCGUGUUGGAAGCAUCUCCGAUAAUCCUACUGGCAAAAAGAUGUACCUUGACACAUCAGUCAUGGGAGCCGACUUUAGAGCCUUUGUAGAGAUCGUGUUCCAGAACCAUGAGGACAUAGUUCAGAGCUGGCACAUCGAUGGAUACUCAUUCUGGGUGGUUGGAAUGGAUGGAGGAGUGUGGACGCCAGCAAGAAGAAACCAGUACAAUCUAAGAGAUGCAGUUUCACGUUGCACCACACAGGUGUAUCCCAAGUCGUGGACUGCUAUUUACAUGGCACUUGAUAAUGUGGGAAUGUGGAAUGUGAGAACUGAGUUUUGGGCACGCCAGUACCUUGGACAGCAAUUUUAUCUGCGCGUAUACUCACCAGUGAAAUCUAUCAGAGAUGAAUACCCCAUUCCAGUGAAUGCCCUUCUCUGUGGCAGGGCUGUAGGCAGACAAACAAGACCUCUUUAAAAAAAAAACAAAAUAAAAGCUGGAGAGGAUAAGAGUAUUAGCCGUUACGAGUAUAUAUAUAUAUAUAAUUGACCUCAACUCGAGGUUCCCAUUCUUUGCUUUGAAGAGUUAUGCUUGGUUUUUAGUUGUGUAAACCUUGAAGUUUUAGCAGUAAAUUUCUGCAUUAGAAUUUGUUUAGCAUUUGAUUGGAUACUUCAAUUUAAUUUUUGCUUAAUAAAAAUUCUUGUGAUUUCCUCUAA
Molecule: messenger RNA, 1976 nt
Organism: Juglans microcarpa x Juglans regia
Lineage: Eukaryota; Viridiplantae; Streptophyta; Magnoliopsida; Fagales; Juglandaceae
Product: L-ascorbate oxidase homolog
Exons: 8
Coding region: 100-1737 (545 amino acids)
Molecular function (GO): copper ion binding; oxidoreductase activity
Source: RefSeq, a predicted model, not a curated record